AUUAUUAAAAUUCAUUUAGUGCAACAACCAAAUUGGAUAAAGUAAUAAAGAUAAAUUGAGACAAAUUUAAGAUGGAACUUUAAAGACGACGGUCAACAUUCCUAAAAUAAUUAAUUGUUAUGGAUAAUCAAACUUUAUAUCUUACUUCUAACAGCGGAAUCAAUUGAAUUUCUUUUUAACUUUAAUUGCUUAAAAAAAAAAAACCCAUCUCUGAAGAAAGAAAGCCCCAAAUAAUAGUAGUAUUAGCCUAUUAGGGUUUUGUAACCAUACCAGAAAAACAUAAUCAAAAUAAACAUUUAAUCCUUUUCUGAUAUAAUUUUGCUUUUACUCACUUAGCUCAACUCACUUUAUCAUCUGCUUUACUUCACUUGUCUCUGUCUUUGGAUUUAGUUUUAGAUUUUCAGAGUCAAAAAGGGCCAUAAUUUGCUUCCAUCUUUCGGCUUUUUAUUUAUUUAUUUAUUUUCAUUUUUUAAAAUAUACUUUUUUGGAAGCUUACAUGUGAAGCAAAUUUCAGCUUUGAAUGAACCAGUGUGAUCGAAUUUACUCUCUCAACUGCAAUUUUUCAAAUGGGUAUAGUGUUUAAAGAUUUUUCUUUCUUUCUGAUAAAUGGGUAAUAGUUGUAUUUUAUUUCCUUUGAGCUUCAAUUCCUGAAACGUUUUUUUCCUUGGCAAAAGUUUCAUCCAUCUUGUGAGGUGAAUCCAAGGCUAAAAGCGGUGAUGGAGGAUAUAGGGCUGUAUAAGCAAGGUUGGAAAUGGUUAAAAUCUCAGAAGCAUGUUUAUUCCAAGGCGAAAACAGCUGUUGGUUGUUUUAGAGAUAAAAUGGGGUUGUUAAUAGAGAAGCAUUGGCCUAUGGUUUGUAGUGCAUUUCUUAAUCUCUGGAAGUUCUCAAGGUUGCUUUUGGUUUAUUGGAAAGAUUGUUUGGUGAGAGGGUUUCAGUCAUGUAGCAGAUUGGGUUCAGCUUCCUUGCUUGUUAUAAUGUGGAGUUGUUUCCUCAGCUUGACUUCCAUGUCUUGCUUGCUCUAUCUACUUCUAAGUAUGGGAGCUGCUGGAGCUGCCAUUCAGAACUUAGGUUACACUCCAGGACUCUUUAUUGUAGGAUUGUUCAGCAUUUUGAUACUAUGGAUGUAUGCUAACUUUUGGAUGACGGGAACACUGUUUAUAGUUGGAGGUUAUAUGUUCUCCUUAAGCCAUGCACGGUUGAUAGUCUUGAUAGCAACUACAUACUCUAUUUACUUUGUCAAAGUUCGAGUUGGUUGGCUUGGUGUUUUCCUAUCAAUAAACCUUGCAUUUCUCUCGAACGAUGUAUUGAAUUAUUUGGUCCAACGUUUUGAUAAUGUGAGUGAAACCGCACAUUAUGAAGAGCCAAAGGAAUCCAAACCAGUUAUGGAAGAAGAUUUGUCUGGGGAAUGUGAAUACUCUAAUCCUAGUAUUGACUCUGAGAAGGUGCAGCCAUGCAAGUCAUCUAGCAAAUCUGCUACUACAUCUGUUAUUAACCAAAAAGAGGUUUCUGCAAAAAGAGUGGUCAAGGAAGAAACUAGUUCAGCUGAUGAAAUGACAAGAAUAUUGAAUUGCACUGAUCAUUAUCAAGCACUGGGGAUUCCUCGUCAUACAAAAAUUGACACUGCAGUCCUGAAGAAGGAAUAUAAAAAGAAGGCAAUGCUUGUACAUCCUGAUAAAAAUAUGGGGAGUCCUUUAGCUAGUGAAUCAUUUAAGAAACUUCAAUGUGCUUAUGAGGUUCUUUCUGAUUCCACGAAAAAGAGGGACUAUGAUGAGCAAUUAAGAAAAGAGGAAUCCAGGACUCGGAGUGUCUGUCAAGAGUCCCAUGGCUCUUCACGGCAGCAGCCCAGUCCAGACUAUUGCUCUGAAGAAUCAAGGCGUAUACAGUGCACUAAGUGUGGUAAUUCACAUAUAUGGGUAUGCACAAAUAGGAACAAGGCCAAGGCUAGAUGGUGCCAGGAUUGCUGUCAAUAUCAUCAAGCCAAGGAUGGAGAUGGGUGGGUUGAGUACAAAGGUUCCUUGGUGUUUGAUAGGCCUCAAAAGGUGGAAAUACCACGUGCUUUUGUUUGUGCCGAGAGCAAGAUCUUUGAUGUUUCAGAAUGGGCUAUUUGUCAGGGAAUGGCAUGUAGACCAAACACCCAUCGACCUAGCUUCCAUGUAAACAUGGUUGGAUUGGAGAAGACACAAAGGUCCAACACAAGCAGAUAUCCUUGGGAUUUGGAUGCUGAAAUGAUUGAUGAAGAUGAAGAAUUCGAGUUAUGGCUUCAGCAGGCCUUAGCCUCUGGCCUCUUUUGCGAAACCUCUAAACGUAGAAAGAGUUGGAGUCCGUUUAAAUUGCCUCAGAAGAAAAGUAAAAGGCAGUGGCGAAGAUCUUCAACCUGAAUACUUGAUUCGAGGCAUUUUGCAAAGAAUUUCACUUUCCAGCCAAAGAGACAUACAACUAAGGACAAGACAGUUUAUGAAGUGGGAAGCGAACGAAAAGGGAAUAAGAAAAAGAGGGGGGAAAUCUUAAAAAAGGAUGAAAAGAAAAGCAAAGAAAAGAUGGGUUUUGAGUUAUAAGAGAGAUGCCAUACAUUGCCUACUACCAUCUCAUCGAAUUUCAGGAUUUAGGCAACGAAAAGAAAGUGUGGAGUUGCAUACAUCCAUACAUACAUGCAUACAGGUGUGACUUUGCCUUUUUAUGGCAAAUGUAAGAUCAAAGGCAUUUCCUGGUACAAAUCUGUUUUCUUAAAGCUCCUUUGCUUGGCAAUUCUCAUUUCAAUGUCAAGGAUCAAAAUUGAUCUUUUUGUAUAUUUAUACUACUACAACUGCUGCUCUGUAGUUGUAAUGAAAUUAGCUGCCACUUCUUUCGGGCUCCCUCAGUCUUUAUUAGUUUUGCUCCGUUCAUUUUCUCUCAUUCUACAUCUGGUUUUCUUCUGAUAUAUAUAUUUGUUGAGGGGAUGACCCCUUCAGGAGAAGUCUUAUAAAAAUCAUUUGUUGGCUGAACCCCCAAUAAUUGUAGGUAUUGUUAUCAUGUUGGGGUUGUCCCCCCCUUCUGUUGAAAGUCUUGAAGGGUUCUCUUGUGAGCCAUGCAGGUCGUGUGUCCACCAAUUGAGGUGUUAUCCUUCUGUGAAGUUCGUGGCAGAGGAGGGAGACCAAACCUUGACAUAGGUGCAAUACCUACCAUUGUUGGGGCUGUGGUCGUGGUCUAUACUUUGAAGACUUCUCUCAACGGAUUCUAGCAGCGUGGUUAUUUGGAUUUUCAACAAUAUUCUAGCAGCAAAGUUGUUUGGAUUUGGAAGUGUUGGACAUGAUGUGGUUUUAUUCAAUUUGUUUUACAAUAUUUUCAUAUAUUUAGAGAAUCAUGUCACAAAAUGAACCGAUCAAUGAGUACUAAAAUUCUUUUGCGGAUUUUCCGGGUGGGAUCACAACUCGUGAAUCAAGUUAUAGUUUGAGCAGCCGAACAUUAAAGAAUGGUUAUGGCUGAGCUGGGAUUUAAAGCUGUGUUAUUAUGCAGCGAUGGUGAUGAUAAUGAGAAUGAUCAUGCAUACUGUUUCUGCUUUUCACCAUCUUCUUUAAGCACCAAUUUAGUAACGGUUAUGGUGUCGACUGGCGAUACCGUUUAAAGGAGGAUAGUAAUCUUGGUGAGCAAAAUGUUUAUUGGGUUUAAAUAGAUUUAUUCGAUUAACGAUGGGUUUUGAUUUGUCCAAAUGCUUACGUGGAUUACCAUAAGAGGCUAGUGCUUUUACCGGUCGUGAUCUUUGAAGGCUUCAAAGUGCUCAUCAUUCUUGCGUUCACAAUUGGGAUGAUAAUCUUGAGAUUAUGAUGGCUCAGAAGACCUUGAGGGUGGAGAACUGUUUGCAGUAGUCCUCCAUUCCCACCCUUCUGAACAAUGGAGGGUUUUCUGCAUUUAUAAGACUCAAUGAAGGCCCUACCUCCGUCUCAAAGUUAGGACUUAAGUUGAAGGUAACUGUUAUUCUUUCUCUCUCUUUAUUGCAAGUAACCUUGUGUUCAACGCUGUGAUAAACCCCGU
Molecule: messenger RNA, 4008 nt
Organism: Gossypium arboreum
Lineage: Eukaryota; Viridiplantae; Streptophyta; Magnoliopsida; Malvales; Malvaceae
Exons: 10
Coding region: 717-2378 (553 amino acids)
Source: RefSeq, a predicted model, not a curated record